Molecule: messenger RNA, 1206 nt
Organism: Lachancea lanzarotensis
Lineage: Eukaryota; Fungi; Ascomycota; Saccharomycetes; Saccharomycetales; Saccharomycetaceae
Gene: RAD55
Product: LALA0S07e01420g1_1
Exons: 1
Coding region: 1-1206 (401 amino acids)
Biological process (GO): reciprocal meiotic recombination; meiotic DNA recombinase assembly
Cellular component (GO): replication fork; Rad51C-XRCC3 complex; Rad51B-Rad51C-Rad51D-XRCC2 complex
Molecular function (GO): four-way junction DNA binding; crossover junction DNA endonuclease activity
Source: RefSeq, a predicted model, not a curated record
AUGUCCCUUGGCGUUUCGCUGUCACAGCUAAUAGUCGAGCAACCUAACCCGUUGCUGAGUGGGUAUGAGGCGCUGGAUCAAGUUUUGAAUGGUUUCCAACCUAAAUGCAUCUAUGAAGUGUUCGGUCUUCCAGGAAUGGGUAAAGUUGAGUUCGGCAUCAACUUGGCAAAGAGGGCUCUCCAAAUAAAUCGAUCGACACUAUGGAUUGACGCACACCAUUUUACGCAAUUAGACGAACUUGAAGGUUUGAAUCAUGUCAAAUUUGAUAAGUUUACGCAUUAUGUGUUUUACUUUCAACAAAUGUCAAACCAGAAUAGAGGGGACAGCCAUGAAGAGGAACAGAUAUACGAAUUGAUUGUGAUAAGAGGACUGUCCAAAGUAGUAUCGAGCUAUCUACACAAUGGUUCAUCAUCUCAAGCGGUGGAUUCUGCUCAUCAAUUCAAAAACAAGAGUCUUAUUACGCUGUUCACAGCGAUGACGAAGUAUGCCCAACGCUACAAGACUGCGAUUGUGAUGUUGAAUGAUGCUAUGAACACAAGUUACCUUACGACUGGGUCCCACAGCAGUAGUUCCAGCGACUCCUGGACUUCACAGUUCCAGUCUUACACCGAGGAAUCACCAUUUCUGGUGAAAAGUAGCAAACGGAAAGCCGUUCAAGUUCUGCGAAGUGCGUUGGUGGCGAACCUCGGUGUUGGGAGCAAGGAUCAGGUCUGGGAGGUAUUUCUGAAGCGACGAAUUGGUAUUUUCUGGGAAUGGGAUCGAUCCAGGCCGUGGAAUCGAGUUCCCAAAAAACACAGGGUAGCAAUGGUGCAAAAUCCUAGUAUGGGGAUCGAGGGAGACGUUACUGUGCCACUACUGCAAGACCUCAAGAGCGACAACAAGGCACUGAGUCAGUUACAGUUGCUGCAAGGUGAAUCGCAUGACGAUGCGGACAAAGGAUUGGUAGGGUUGGAUGCAGCUACUAGCGCAGAAAAAGAAGAUACAACUUUAGGGAGGGCGUUCAGUGAGCACGAAUGUUAUGAUUCAUCUCACCCAUCACAAGAAGCAAAGCGGUCUAGACUUUCACCAAACGAUUGGUCCACGUUACCGUUCACGCCAAGAUUGAGCAAUCUACAUGAACCUACAGAUCAACAAGAAGAGACAACAACAGCUGCAGCGGUAGAAGCAGCAGCAGUGUUAUACGAUAGUGAGGGAGAAGGAACCUAG